This is a messenger RNA of Pollicipes pollicipes, 2696 nucleotides long. RefSeq names its product venom protease. NCBI's taxonomy places the organism in Eukaryota, Metazoa, Arthropoda, Thecostraca, Pollicipedomorpha, Pollicipedidae. Gene Ontology annotation, biological process: proteolysis. The transcript has a single exon. Gene Ontology annotation, molecular function: serine-type endopeptidase activity. The coding region runs from base 66 to 1202 and encodes 378 amino acids. The record is from RefSeq and is a predicted model, not a curated record.
ACCAGGCGACGGCGAGAGGAGGCGACAGCGGUCGUGCGAGAGGUGACGCCGCAGCUCGCGCUAGCAUGAAGCGCUGGUCGUGUCACGGGAUUGUGCUGUUUGCGCUGCUCAACACCGUAACGCCAAUCGAGUUCUUACACCGGUCGGGACGCUGCAGUGGUGAAGACCAACUGUGCACACCAGUUGUCGAUUGUCCGGGCUACAAGACCAGAGCGGACAUCCUGAACAAGCCACCGACGCCCUGUGGCUUUUCGGGCCGGACGCCGCUCAUCUGUUGCGAGUCUACUGAAGCCACCUCACCGAAGCCUGUAAGCCUCACACAGCUGCUGCCGGAGGAAUGCGGCAACCCUAACAGAACAAUCUCUGUCUUCCGCUUCCGCCGUGACACAACGGCCAUUGAAGCACAUGGCUCACUUCGGGAAGACACUGACUUCUUAGGCCCUGGGACCAUCCAACAAGCUGUCGGCGGCUUUAACGCUAUACUCGGUAAGUGGCCGUGGAUGGUGCUGUUCGGCCGGCGGACGGACGCCGGCAAGCAGGAGUGGUUCUGCGGCGGCGUCCUCAUCACCGACCGACACGUGCUCACGGCCGCCCACUGCCUGCGGCCCGAGCAGACCGCCACCGUGGUCGCCCGCAUCGGCGAACAUGAUCUCACCGCCUUCGACGACGUCAUUCAUCAGGAGCGUAACAUCACCAGCAUCGUGCGGCACCCGCAGUACCACGCCUCGCAGAACGACCUGGCCGUGGUGCGGCUGCAGUCGCCGGUGCAGCUGACGGACGCAGUGCGGCCCAUCUGCCUGCCGCCGGCCGGCUCGCAGCACCACGGCCAGGACGUUGAGAUGGCCGGCUGGGGCCUGGUCGAGUUCGGCGGCGAGACGGCCGACGUGCUGCAGGAGGUGCCGCUGCGCGUGGUCGACGAGGACGCCUGUGAAGACGCCUACCGCCAGGCGCCCGCGUUCAACAUCACAUUUCCCGGCGGCUUUCAGGGCACCAAGAUCUGCGCGGGCAGCCGCGACGACAAACCACGGGACGCGUGUCGGGGAGACUCGGGGGGUCCACUGAUGGUCCAGCUUCCCGACGGCUCCUACCAGCUCAUUGGCAUCGUCUCCACCGGUGUCGGCUGUGGCAACCCCAAAUUUCCCGGCAUCUACACCAAGGUGUCCUCCUAUAUUGACUGGAUCCUCGGCAAUCUUAUUAAGUAGUGUGCCACUACUGGCUGUGACAUUGUGUGCUAAGCCUAUAUAUAUUUUGGUGCACCAAUGUGUCAAACCGUAUGCCCAGGGUCUACUUAAUGGUGUGAACAACAGACUGGUGAUGGUUGCGCAGGAUUCGAAAUGCCUUAAGCCUGGCUGAUCAAGCUGGCUUCAGCUUUCAAAUGUUUGUGUGAUACACGAUAAUCAACGGCGACGCAUUUUCUACAGCGCGCGGUGUUGAAUAACGGAGGACAUAAAUGAGGAAGUCGGAACUAUUCAAAAUGACCUGCUUUGCAACGAAACUUGGGAGUAACGUAGUGAUGUCCCAUUUCCACUUUCUCUCGGUGCAUUUAGAUCACAAUCAGUCAAAAUCCAUCUUCCUCUUCAUGUGCGAUGUAAUUCAUGGACGACCUUUUCCGCGCGGCGGUCAAUAAUCUAAGCGAAUCACGGCGACUCUGUGCAGUGGUACAACCCUUUUGACCCGGAAACUUGCUUCACUUCGAAACUUUACAGCAAGGUGAGCUGUUAAUGGAAUCACUUUUGUCGGCUGCAAUGGUGCCUUUGCACAGCACACAAUAACAAAAUGAUCUGAGCAUUAGCAUACUGAUCAGGCAAAGUACUGUGACAUUUUUCAGAAAGUUUGCUUCCUUAAAAGUGUGACCUAUGUGGAGAGAAUUUAUUUAUUAUGCCAUAUAUCUUAACGCUGGAUAUAAGCAAAGGUCACCUGCUCUUUGAUGUGGUCACACAGAGAUAAUUCAGUAUACCGACGACACCCACGUGCAAGUAGGUAAACUGUGGACUGAGCGGGUUCACAGGGCCAAAUUGUCCGCAUCGAAAGCAGCUCGUGCCUAUUGAUUAAUGGUUCUGCGCUGUUGCCUGUUUCGCAGCCUCACUUGAGAUAGGCAGAAACAAAACCUAACAAAAGCUUGCAGGUUUUCAAUAUCAUGCGCGUCAUGCACGCUUCAACACAAAAAAGCGGCAGAAUGAGAGGACUCUAUGUAUUUCAAGCCACAUGCGGUCUCAUUACUUGUUCAUCUAACCGAAGCGUCUGGCUGCAUCCAUACUAUAAUGCAGAGAUGACCGUGAUGUCCCGACACCGUGCAGAUUGCAUGAGUCAGCUUUGCCGCGUUGUGAAAAGUAAAAGCUCGCAGUGAGUUGCAGUAGGGUAGAAGCCGCGAGGUUCGGGGUUAAGUAUUGUAGAGGCGCUGAUGUCGUGGUUUAGUCCUGUCUGGUAGCUCUCAACCGAUGUGCUAUAAUAUUGUGACUGUGAAUGUUGGUUUCUUUGCGGUGAUGUGCUCUUUUGGCUUGUUUGGUGAUAACUGGAGCUAAAACCUGUCAUAAGAUUGGCGAAUUUUGUAGCCUGGUAUAUGAAAUAUAGCGUUAGAUUUCGUGACUAAGUUGGCUGUGUUGUCAUGAUGACGGUCACGGUGUUUGUUGUUGUCCUCGUAACUACCUGAUCUGACAACAAUGACAUUGACGGGAAGAGGUCUGUUUUUUCCAAAC